CAUGUGCCAUUUACAUUCUGUAACUGGCGCCUUUUUACGCACAACGACACGAUGAGCGUCUGGACGUCUCGGUGCGCUCUCUUGACCUCGCUCUGUCUCUUUCUAAACUGUUCAGCCACAGUGUCGACUUUUGAGUUGACGCUGCUUCACACUAACGACAACCAUGCACGGAUCGAGGAGACCAGCAAGGACUCGGGGAAGUGUCCAGCCGGGGGUCCUUGCUUCGGCGGAGUCGCCAGGAGGUUCACUAAAGUGUCGGAGAUCAGGAAAAAGGAGAAGAACGUGUUGUUGUUGGAUGCUGGAGACCAGUUUCAGGGAACUGUCUGGUUCAACUAUUAUAAAGGCGCCGAGGCAGCGCACUUCAUGAACAAACUCGGUUAUGAUGCUAUGUCUUUUGGAAACCAUGAGUUUGACAACGGAGUUGAGGGUCUCAUUCAGCCCUUCCUCCAAAAUGUGAAUUGCUCUGUGGUGAGUGCCAACAUCAUAACUGACCAGACUGGCACAAAGCUCAGCCGCUACUUUCAGCCCUACACAAUCCUAAAUGUGGGCUCAGAGAAAGUGGCUGUGGUCGGCUACACCACUGCUGAGACACCCUUCUUAUCCAUGCCAGGCCAACACUUAAAGUUUGAGGAUGAAGUGAAGGCACUUCAGGUUCAGGUUGAUAAGCUGGAAACCUUGGGCUAUAAUAAGAUCAUCGCCCUGGGCCACUCUGGCUUUGACGUGGAUCGAGAUAUCGCCAAGCGUGUGAGAGGAGUUGAUGUCGUUAUUGGAGGACACACCAACACAUUCCUCUAUACUGGAAAGCACCCAUCCACUGAAGUGCCUGCAGGUGUGUACCCUUUUAUGGUGAGGUCUAAUGAUGGGAGAAACGUGCCAGUGGUCCAGGCCUUUGCCUUUGGGAAGUACCUUGGUGGAAACCCCAUCCUAAUGGACAGUAGCAUACGUCAAGACCCAGAUGUCCUUGCUGACAUUGAGAAGUGGAAGAAAGACUUGGCCCAGUAUUCCUCGCAGUAUGUCGGACAGACCUUAGUCUAUCUCAAUGGGACGUUUGAAGAGUGUCGAUUUCGGGAGUGUAACCUUGGAAACCUAAUCUGUGAUGCUAUGAUUUAUCACAAUAUAAAGCAUUCAAGUGAGCUGCAGUGGAAUCAUGUGGGCAUAUGUAUGCUGAACAGUGGGUCUAUACGGGCAGCUAUUAACGAGCACUACAAAAAUGGCAUUCACGUUCAGUAUGACCUCUCCAAACCAGUGAACCAGCGUGUAGUGUCUCUGUCCAUGCUCUGCACUGAGUGCCGUGUGCCCAAGUAUGAACCGUUAGACCCAAAGAAGACAUACACUGUGGUCAUGCCUUCAUACAUUGUGGGCGGAGGUGAUAACUUUACCAUGAUCAAGGAGGAGUUACUGAAGCAUAACACAGGUGACAUGGACAUUUCUGUUUUGUCCAAAUACAUCUCGGAAAUGAAGCGUGUGUACCCAGCAGUAGAAGGCCGGAUCACAUUCAGGAACUCGGCUGUCUUUACGGCUCGCAGCCUUGGAUUAUUGCUGCUGGGUUUAUGUCUGUGCCUGAUCCUCUGAUUGACGGGAACUGCGAUAAAGGGCACAUUUGGCUGCUUGUAAACUCCUCUGGGACUUGGUUAACUGCCUUUCUAUCUCGCUGCCUUCGCUGCCAAGGAUAACUAGAAGACAACAGGAUUGCAGGUUUAGCCUCAGGGUAGAUUUAGUCAAUGACUUAAAUAUGAAAACGGUAAAUAUGUAUUGGAUAUUACUAAUACUGUUGACUUAAAAGUGCAUGUAAGUCAUUUGUACUAUGAAUGUAGUUUUUCUUGUGAAUCUAAAGGAACUGAAGUGUUAUGAAUGUCUAUAUGGUAGCCUAUGAGAGUUCAAAGACUGCCAGUGAGAUAAUGAACAAAGGAAAAGCUGUCGACUGCUAUAUCUCUGCCUUUUAUUACUCAUAGAAAUGGAUGGAAACAAGCCAAAGCUUUAAUGUAUUCAUGCACCUGAAUGUGCCUAUACAUAUUAUUUUUAUAAAGAAUUAUUGCUAUUUGAGUAUGUCCAUCAUCAAGUUACAGAAACAAAUGUUUUGCUACAGCAGAUACAUUGUAUGUAUGAUCUGUAAAUAAGCCAGUUUUUUGUUUUGUUAUGACCAUUGCCUUUUUAAACAUUUCCUGUAUGCAGAAAUAUUAACACGCGCUGAAAAAAUUAAAUAUUGAAAAUGGAAAUUAAAGGCAUUUUCUCAGGUAUUCUUUUUUUGACGUAUCAAAAAAAUAAAUGGCAUUGUGACAACAAUUC
Perca flavescens (yellow perch) is the source of this 2286-nucleotide messenger RNA. Its product is annotated as 5'-nucleotidase-like. The record is from RefSeq and is a predicted model, not a curated record. Gene Ontology annotation, cellular component: plasma membrane. NCBI's taxonomy places the organism in Eukaryota, Metazoa, Chordata, Actinopteri, Perciformes, Percidae. Gene Ontology annotation, molecular function: 5'-nucleotidase activity; metal ion binding; nucleotide binding. Gene Ontology annotation, biological process: AMP catabolic process.